CCUUGAAUCCAGAUGGCCCCGCUGACCACCAGCGUACUGAACUUGCUGAUGGUACAGAACUGACUGUAGCUCGCAAGCACAGCCCACCCCCACACCUGCCCUGACACCGGACACAGCGCGGCAAAUCAAAGUGGUCAUGCACAGAUGGGCCGAAUGGAAUGCUCCUGCAGGCUUGGCGUCCCCAUUUCUCUGGCGGCGGAACGAGUGCUCUCAUAGUCCGAGCUCUUCCUUGAAAGUUGUCGUAACGUUCCUCGGCCCAUCAGUCGUUGUUGUCGACACGCUCUCGAACGCUAAGGUAGUUGGUGCGGGAAGCUCUUUGGCAGUCGUUUCUAGCUCUCCCACAAGCGAACGGCCUUGGCUCCCCACCCGUCCCGCCGAGGCUCACCGCCUCUAGUUGGUGUGCUUCCAGACAGCUUCUGGCAUCCAACACCCAGCAAAUCAGUGGCGCAGCCCGUUCUACUACCACAGUAGAACUGAGGUACUCCGUCGCCGGUGAAGAAUGGUGCUCAGGAUCAUUAGCAAGAGACAAAACGACGGCGAGAGCCACGGAAUCGGGUACCUCCGUAGCCGAGGCCAGUGCCUGCGUGCUUGGCGGGAGUCCGUAGGGCUGAGUUCGCGAUUGCGAGAAUCCUUCACUGGUGCAGGUAAUGAUCUUUCAAUGCCGAUUCUAGGAUCCCGCAGCUCGAUCGC
This is a messenger RNA of Parathielavia appendiculata, 690 nucleotides long. RefSeq lists its product as uncharacterized. The record is from RefSeq and is a predicted model, not a curated record. The transcript has a single exon. Lineage: Eukaryota; Fungi; Ascomycota; Sordariomycetes; Sordariales; Chaetomiaceae. Bases 137 to 394 code for a protein of 85 amino acids.